Harpegnathos saltator (Jerdon's jumping ant) is the source of this 4857-nucleotide messenger RNA. RefSeq names its product GTP cyclohydrolase punch. Bases 2201 to 3001 code for a protein of 266 amino acids. The record is from RefSeq and is a predicted model, not a curated record. Gene Ontology annotation, cellular component: cytoplasm. NCBI's taxonomy places the organism in Eukaryota, Metazoa, Arthropoda, Insecta, Hymenoptera, Formicidae. The transcript is spliced from 10 exons. Gene Ontology annotation, biological process: tetrahydrobiopterin biosynthetic process; tetrahydrofolate biosynthetic process. Gene Ontology annotation, molecular function: zinc ion binding; GTP cyclohydrolase I activity; GTP binding.
AUGGUUACAGAUCCAUGAGACAGAUUUGUGAAAUUAGAACCGGAGCGUCGUUCUGCGAUCUGAGAAGAAGUAGGAGAAUGGAUAUAUACUAUAUAUACUUGGAUGAGGUGUUCAGUCUAUAUCUCUAUGCAUUGCCAAUAAUUGAGCGCACUUACGAUUAGCAGUCCAUUUUCCUUUUUCUGGUCUCAUCAAGAAGCACAUUCAUAAAAUAUCCAUAAUGUCACGGAAGGAUGAUGAAAAGCAACAUUAAGUUACGUACAAUGUCUGCACGCGAGAAUUACGGCGCUCUCGACGUAUUACACAGGAGUGUUGAUGUAACACUCGCGACGAUGUCAUAAUCGCGCUGUGGGCGAGAAAAUAUUUCGAUAAAAUUUGGGACAUGCCAAGGCUGACAGUGAGAACCGUGUAUUAGGAGCGACAGAUUAAGAAGGCCGAUUUAAGUCUCGCGAGUCUUAGCGCCUCGAAGUUUUAUCUCCGUCGAGCAACCGUCGAGAAUUUAAGGAAAAACCUUGCGACGACGUUACACGUGGUCUUGCACGUGCACGUGCGUGACCUUAGAAAAACUCGUGUUCCCCACAAGGUCAUGAAAACCCUAACGAUUUCAUUCGAGUUUUCUUUCUUCUGCUAGAAAGAAACGCACGUUCCACUCCGAGAGAUUAGGUAGUGUUUCGCAAGUGCGAAUAAUUCUCGUCGUAAUAUACAGACAAUUAGCGAAAUAAUACAACUAAUACCUGGCAAUUGCGCAGGAGAUUAUCAGUGAUUGCACAUUUUCGUCGAGAGGAAACAGCUUCCGAGUUUUUUUUUUUCGCGUAAGUGGAUAGAUUGGCCAUUGGGACAUACACGGAUGCGGUGUGCACACGUCGAUAUAAUCGUCGAGCAUUACACGCGCUCGUGGGGGUUGAAAGUCGCGCGAUGAGGAAAGGGAUGGCCGAAGUAAACGGCGCGCUCACGCUUCCUCCGUGAGUAAAAAGGAAAAACGGCACGUAAAGGAACCGGUUGUUUGACGUUGGGAUUCUCCGUGACGCAAGUACUUUCCGCGUCGGUCGGGCCUUUCGUAAAAGACCGUUUUACUUCGUACACACUUCUCCUUUCCUCUCUCCUCGUCAUUAUCCUUUUUUUUUAUCUGCACGCGAGCGAACGUCGGUAGAUUUACACGCGCGAUACACAUAAUCAGCACAGUCACUCGGAUAAAAGAAAAACGGCUUCGAUACACCUGAUACCGUCACGUCCUAACUCGCAUGCAUGUUGCAGGCUGAGGAUUCUCACUUACGCAAUGUGAGCGAAACAUUAAAUCAUGAUAUUUCGUGGAAAUCGUGGAAGGAAGGAGAAAUCCAAGAUCCAAUUCCCUGAGGACACAUCUCGAGACAAUGUCGAGCUACUCGGGGCAUCCUCCGUGCUGCAAUGUGGGCGGCUUGUUAUCAGUGGGCUUAAUGGUUCCAGUAUUUCCCAUGAUUUCUAAAAUCUCCCGGCUUAUUCUAACCGGCGUUCCGCUAAUGAUGGAAUCAAUUACCACCAACUGAAUGAGAUCGAUCGAUCACGAAAAUCCUUUAACUUAAUCAAGAAAAAAGAUUGCACAAAAGUACGGAAUAACCGGCGGUCUAAGAGAACAAAGAGGAGGAGAACAAUCCGAUUACAAGCCUGGACUCGAGCCGAUGUCUGAUUAAUCCUGAGUCCUGCGAAAUCACCAUCUCUCACUGUCAAUCAUCGCCAAGUACCGACGCGUGUGAAGAAGGCAAGGAACGAACCAACAGGAGGGAUUGAUACGUAAUCAAGAGGGGGCUGAUUGCCUCGACUACAAAAUCGAAAAUCGCCAUUCACCCCUCCCGAACGGAAGUUCCUUUCGAAAUCUUAUCCUACUGACAAUUCCGGGAGCGAGCGGUUACAUCGAGCGGACAGGACACACAUCCGCAAUCGGGGUCUCGCGAUCCUGCCGAUAACGCCGAACUUACAGAAAACGGUCACCUGACCUGACGAGAGAACAACAUCCGGAUCAACAGCCGGGCUCCUCUAUCGCUUCCCGGCGAGUGCGUACGAGGUACCAGGAUCAGAUUGCGAUUAACGUCAUCGGACGUCACAGCGAGAUCGGCGGCAAGAGACGACAAUAAGAAUACUCCGACCCGUUGAUUCCGGGGAUCCUUUCGGCCAGCCGCGAGUCGAAAACAAAAGUGCCAAGAUCGACGUCGAGAGGAGAUCGCCAGUCAUGAACGGGAUAUCGAAUCAGUGCUCCAAGCUGAAGAUGUACGACGGCGAGGAUGAAAAGGGAAUAAUGAUCAAGAAGCCCGGGCCGCUCAGGACCGUUUCCUGGAGCGAGAAUGUGGAGGAGACCGAACUGGACAUCCCCGGGACGCCUAGAACACCGCGCACGUCUACGACACCAGGCCACGAGAAAUGCAUGUUCCACCACGAUCUGGAGCUGGACCACCGGCCGCCCACGCGGGAGGCGAUGCUACCGGAGAUGUCCCGCAGUUACAAGUUGCUGCUGAGCUCCUUGGGCGAGGACCCGGAGCGGCCAGGCCUCUUGAAGACGCCGGAACGCGCCGCGAAGGCUAUGCUCUUCUUCACGAAGGGCUACGAUCAGAGCCUCGAGGAUGUGAUUAACGACGCAGUGUUCGACGAGGAUCACGAUGAGAUGGUGGUGGUGAAGGACAUCGAAAUGUUUUCCAUGUGCGAGCACCACUUAGUACCGUUCUACGGCAAGGUGUCCAUCGGCUACCUCCCCUGCAAAAAGAUCCUAGGUCUCAGUAAGCUCGCCAGGAUCGUGGAGAUCUUCAGCAGGCGCCUUCAGGUGCAGGAACGACUGACGAAGCAGAUCGCGAUAGCGGUGACCAAGGCGGUGCAGCCGGCGGGAGUCGCCGUGGUCGUCGAAGGAGUGCACAUGUGCAUGGUAAUGAGGGGCGUGCAGAAGAUCAACAGCAAGACGGUGACGUCGACGAUGCUGGGCGUGUUCCGGGACGACCCGAAGACCCGCGAGGAGUUCCUGAAUUUGGUACACAGCAAGUAAACACGGAGGACCGGACCGAGCGCGGUGCCAUUACCAUCAUCAGGGAUCGAGGGACCAUUAAUUGAGAACGCGUGGCAUCGCCCGUGGAUCGCCUCGUCCCGUUCACCCGAUUGCUACCUCGUUGCAAGGACCUCGCCCGAAGGAGCUCAUCGCAGGUCGCCGGCGAGGUCGCCCGUUCUCUUUCUUUCUUUCCACCCUCCCCUCUGCUCCCUCUCUCUCUCUCUCCCUCUCUCUCCCUCUCCCUCUCCCUCUCUCUCUCCCUCUCUCUCUCUUUCUCUCAGACAUCCGCUCGCUUUCAGUUAGUUCCACUGAGAAGUAAUUCUCGACUUAUUCGACGAUCGCGCGCGCGUCCUCGUCGUGCUACCAUCUCGCGAGUACGCUCGGGGGAGGGGAGAAAGGGCCGUGACAAAUCACUAUCCGUGGCCGAGAUAGCGCGGACGGAUAGUGAGACUCGGCUCAGUAAUGAGAGAACGCGCUUAAACUGCUGAUUGAGUGACAAAGACAAUAUCGACGACGCAGUCCGUCGUCUGCGUAGACGCUCGCGAGUCUCCAGGGGGUGAGCGACGUCCCCGGGAGGCUCGCGAGCGGCUGGCCGCAGCGAGAUGAUGCACGAGCGAUGUGCGUGCCGGAGCAAAGGGGCAGCGAAUAGACAAGUAGCUGGCACGGACAGCUCGUAGUUUAGUUCGUGAUAGUUAACGAGUAAACGCGCACGCGGCCGUCGCUGCUGGAUCAGCGAUCAAGCCGCGACCAGAGAGGACCACCCGGCAUUCACUGUUCCUUCAGCCGAGCGAGUCCGUCGUCCAGCCGUUUCGAGGUGUUUUAGAAGAGUUUUAGAAGGCGCCCGGAGCCUCUCAGUCGGCACAAACUGGCGCAUCGCAGAAUCGGCGCGCUUCCCGUGACAAUAAAUUAUACAUCUUAGUAAGUGCACGUUAUGUUUACUCCCUCUCUCUCUCUCUCUCUCUCUCUCUCUCUCUCUUUUUGGAGAACAGUCUAAAAGAAGUGUCCGACUCCUUCACCAGUUUGUGCCAAACAUAUGAGCUCCAGAGGCUCGAUUUUACUUCGUCGACCUACAUUGCGGAAUCUUCGUGAUACCGCGAAUGGUUUUAUCGCGUUUCUCGGAUGCGGGACACGACAGCCACGGGUUCCGCAUCGUUGCCUGCGUCGUGCAAUUGUCCACGAUUGUUCUGUUUGCCGUGCAGGGUGCUCGGCGAUGAAAAGCCGGCGUGUGGCGUCGAUGGGUAAUAUUUGAAUAGUCCCGCGGAUGAGCACUCGUGCGCAAUCCAAACGUCUACCGUGACAUCGAAAGCUACCCCCCAACACUGUCGUCUUAAUCCUCGACGCUCCCGUCGUCGCGAUCGGCGCGCGCGCGCGAUGAAGACGCGCCUCUAUCCCACCGAGCACCCCGCAUUACAUUCCUCUUCUUCUUCGACACGAGCGAUCAUUCCGUAGUUAUAAUUGCACACUUUGUCGCUAAAGGCCUCUCACGGAGGUGUCGCGGAAUGCGCACUGCUACAGCCAUGCGCUGCGCAUCGCGACGAACAUCGUCCUCGGGAAAUGUGUACAACACCGUGUUUGCCUGAUUCAUCCGCCGAGACGUGCCCCGGGCAAGGUGAUUGAGUCGCCCUCGGGGGAGCGGUCUCUCCCUCGGCUUCUCUCUCACCGAUUGCGUAAAUAAUUAACUUGUUUCGACAUCCGUUCGACCAGCGCGUCCUAUGUGUGCUCCGCAUUAUGCUAACUAAUUUCGCGCACGGAGAUGCUCCCAUUCAUUGCGAAUUUAUGUGUUCAUUUUUGUCGAAUACAAGCGAGUACAAGCGCCCGCGCGACAGUGGAUGAGAUAAAUAAUUUAUAGAGUAUAA